Molecule: messenger RNA, 543 nt
Organism: Perognathus longimembris pacificus (Pacific pocket mouse)
Lineage: Eukaryota; Metazoa; Chordata; Mammalia; Rodentia; Heteromyidae
Product: cytochrome c, somatic-like
Exons: 1
Coding region: 76-393 (105 amino acids)
Biological process (GO): mitochondrial electron transport, cytochrome c to oxygen; mitochondrial electron transport, ubiquinol to cytochrome c
Cellular component (GO): mitochondrial intermembrane space
Molecular function (GO): heme binding; electron transfer activity
Source: RefSeq, a predicted model, not a curated record
GGAGGCCAGAGAGAGCAAGACGUCUGGCUUUCGAGCUGCUGUCUGCUGUAGUAGCGACGGAGGAGCGAAUUUAAAAUGGGUGAUGUUGAGAAAGGCAAGAAGAUUUUUGUUCAGAAGUGUGCCCAGUGCCACACCGUUGAAAAGGGAGGCAAGCACAAGACUGGGCCUAAUCUCCAUGGUCUGUUUGGUCGGAAGACAGGUCAAGCAGCUGGAUUCACUUACAGAGAUGCCAAUAAGAACAAAGGAAUCACCUGGGGAGAGGAUACACUGAUGGAGUACUUGGAGAAUCCCAAAAAGUACAUCCCAGGAACAAAAAUGAUCUUCGCUGGCAUUAAGAAGAUGGGAGAAAGGGCAGACUUGAUAGCUUACCUCAAAAAAGCUACAAAUGAGUAAUAGCCACUGCCUUAUUUAUUUAUUGCAAAACAAAUGUCUCAUGGCUUUUUAAUGUGUACCAUAAUUCAAUUGAUCUCUUAUACCAGAUUUCAUAUCAUGAAUGGCUGGCAGAAUAUUUUUGGGCAGUCCUGAUUUAAGUAAAACUGGCUU